Molecule: messenger RNA, 140 nt
Organism: Mesitornis unicolor (brown roatelo)
Lineage: Eukaryota; Metazoa; Chordata; Aves; Mesitornithiformes; Mesitornithidae
Gene: CRCP
Product: CGRP receptor component
Exons: 1
Source: RefSeq, a predicted model, not a curated record
AUGGUAGAAGAAAGCGAGGAGCGGCUGACGGAGGAGCAGAUCGAGUCGCUGCUGCAGACAGUCACCACUAUCCUCCCAGGGGACCCAGAAGAGCAGCAGAGAGACGUGGCAAUGGCAGCGGAAGACAAAGGUGACCAAGC